AUGACAUCUAUCACCGACGACGACGCCUAUGAACGUGAGCGUUCCGUGGCCGAGGCUGCCGUCCUGCGCGCCGCCCUCCUCACCAACAAGGUGCAGUCGUCGGUCAGGACCAUAUCCAAGGAAGACAAGUCGCCUGUGACGGUGGCCGACUUCGCCGCGCAGGCUCUUCUCAUCGCCGCCCUGCGCCAGGCCUUCCCCGACGACGGCUUCUUGGGCGAGGAGGACGCCGACCAGCUGCGGCGGGACCCGGGGCUCGUAUCGUCCGUCUACGGGCUCGUAUCUUCCCCUCCUGCCGUGGCCCGGCCUGACGUGAACCGGCCGGGCGGGAAACGGGACGGGAGACGGGAGGGGGAGGGGGAGGGAUCGCUCCUGCUCGCCUCCCCGACGUCGGUGGAGGAUACCCUCUCCCUGAUCGACAUGGGCGGGCGCGGCGAGGGAGGGCCCCAGGGUCGCUUCUGGGUCAUGGACCCGGUCGACGGGACGAAGACGUUCCUGCGCCGCCAGCAGUACGCCGUCUCGCUGGCCCUCAUCGAGGACGGCCGCGAGGUCGUCGGCGUGCUGUGCUGCCCCAACCUGCGCGUCGGGGACGACGGCCGCGUCCGGGAGGACGCCGUCGACGAGCACGGCCUGGGCGUGAUGCUCUCCGCCGUGCGGGGGAGGGGCGUCUCCGUGCGGGACCUCUCCACCAUCGAGCCGCCCAAGGCUGAGGGCGCCGACGCCGACGCCGUCGUCGUCUACGGUCUGCCCGCUCCGGAACCGCUCGCCAGGCUAGUCGCGACCGAGGACGUGAGCAGGCUCCACGUCGUCGACUCGCCGCUCAGCACCGCCAUCCGCCACGACGUCGUCCACCGCCUCGCCGCCCAGGUCGGCGCCCCGUACCCGGGUACCGACGUCUGGUCCUCGCACAUGCGGUACGCGGCCCUCAUCCUCGGCGGGGCGGACUGCCAGGUGCGCGUGCCCGCCGAGCGCCGCAACGCCGACGGAUCCCCCGCCCCGCCCCCGAACGUCUGCAUCUGGGACCACGCCGGCGCCCAGCUCAUCUUCUCCGAGGCCGGGGGCGUCAUCCGGGACCUCGACGGGCUCCCCAUCAACUUUGGCGCGGGGAGGUACCUGUCUAGCAAUAGGGACAAGGAAAAAAAACAGUUCUGCUGA
Messenger RNA from Geosmithia morbida, 1152 nucleotides. Its product is annotated as 3'(2'), 5'-bisphosphate nucleotidase. Bases 1 to 1152 code for a protein of 383 amino acids. The transcript has 2 exons. Lineage: Eukaryota; Fungi; Ascomycota; Sordariomycetes; Hypocreales; Bionectriaceae. Gene Ontology annotation, biological process: sulfate assimilation. Gene Ontology annotation, molecular function: 3'(2'),5'-bisphosphate nucleotidase activity. The record is from RefSeq and is a predicted model, not a curated record.